AUGUCAGAUUCCAACAAAACUGACUGCACCAACCCAUCCACCUUCAUCCUGCUGGGCAUUCCUGGCCUGGAGGCUGCCCAUGUCUGGAUCUCCAUCCCCUUCUGUGCCAUAUACAUCAUAGCCAUCUUGGGGAACUUCACCAUCCUGUUCAUUGUGAAGAGGGAGCCAAGCCUCCAUGAGCCCAUGUACUAUUUCCUCUGCAUGCUGGCCAUCGGUGACCUGGUCCUGUCCACGUCCAUCCUGCCCAAAACGCUGAGCAUCUUCUGGUUCAAUUCCAGGGAGAUCGAUUUCAGUGCCUGCCUCACCCAGAUGUACUUCAUUCACUGCUUCUUAGCAAUGGAGUCUGGGAUCAUCGUGGCCAUGGCUUUGGAUCGCUACGUGGCCAUCUGUAACCCCCUGAGACAUUCCACCAUCCUGACAAACCCCGUGGUGGCCAAGAUUGGCCUGGCCGUGGUGCUGCGCGGAGGGAUGCUCGCACUGCCCUAUCCCUUCCUUGCGAGGCGGUGGCCAUAUUGUAGAACCAACAUCAUCCCCCACUCAUACUGUGAGCACAUAGCCGUGGUGAAACUGGCCUGCACUGACAUCCGCGUCAGUAGUUACUAUGGCCUCUCUGUGGCAUUUUUGGUGAUGGGUCUGGAUGUGUUUUUUAUCGCCGUGUCCUAUAUCCAGCUCUGUGUCAUCUUAGCCUCUUACAUCCCAGCUCUUUUCUCCUUUCUCACACACCGUUUUGGCCACAAUGUGCCCCUGCAUUUCCACAUUCUCAUUGCCAACGCGUACCUGCUUGUGCCCCCCAUGCUGAAUCCCAUCAUCUACGGGGUGAGGACCAGAGAGAUCCGGGACAGGCUGCUCCGGCUCUUUACUCAUAAAGGGAAGUAA
Molecule: messenger RNA, 876 nt
Organism: Mauremys reevesii (Reeves's turtle)
Lineage: Eukaryota; Metazoa; Chordata; Testudines; Geoemydidae
Product: putative olfactory receptor 52P1
Exons: 2
Coding region: 1-876 (291 amino acids)
Biological process (GO): G protein-coupled receptor signaling pathway
Cellular component (GO): membrane
Molecular function (GO): olfactory receptor activity; G protein-coupled receptor activity
Source: RefSeq, a predicted model, not a curated record